AUCUUUGUAGAAAAGUGCAAUAAGGCAAAAAGCUCUCCUUCCUCCAGUGUGUUCCGGUCUUUCUUCUACGCUGCAAAAACAUAGACAGAGACAUAGACAUAUACGGUGCGUGAUUCGAUCGAUCAAUCGAGGAUGUUAGCUGUGUUCAACAAGGCGGUGGCGAAGAGCCCAGAUGCUCUUAACAUCCCCAACAAUGAAUCUGCGGUCUGCGCUCUAAAAGAUGGAUUUUUGGCCAAGAAAUUCGCCUCCACCCACUCCGGCGCCGUCACUAUCAAUCUCGGCGAUUCCGGCUUCUUGAACUAUACUUCUGUUCGUCAAAAUCCGCUUCUUCCCAGGUUGUUCUCGGUUGUGGAUGAUAUAUUCUGCUUGUUUCAAGGCCACAUUGAGAACGUGGCGCAUCUGAAACAGCAAUAUGGGCUGAACAAGACUGCAAAUGAGGUGAUCAUUGUCAUUGAGGCAUACAGGACAUUGAGGGACAGGGGUCCUUACCCUGCUGAUCAAGUUGUGAGAGAUCUUCAUGGAAAGUUUUCCUUCAUCGUCUAUGACAACACAUCAAAAGCUACCUUCAUUGCUGCUGAUGCCGAUGGAAGCGUGCCCUUCUUCUGGGGUACUGAUUCUGAAGGCCAUCUUGUUCUCUCUGAUGAGGCUGACAUUGUGAAGCAAGGGUGUGGGAAGUCUUUUGCACCAUUUCCCAAGGGAUGCUUUUUCACCACUUCUGGAGGCCUAAGGAGUUAUGAACACCCUCUAAAUGAGUUGAAGCCAGUGCCAAGGGUGGAUAGCUCUGGUGACAUGUGUGGUGCGACCUUCAAAGUGGAUGCAGAGUCUAAGAAAGAGGGAACUGGCAUGCCUAGAGUUGGAAGUGCGGCUAACUGGUCUGAUAACUACUAAGCUGGCCAAAUUUCAUUCACACAAAGGCUUGCACCUUGGUUUCCCUUUUGUUGUCCCAUUUCGAACUUUUGUAAACCCGCAGUGAAUUUUAUGGUAGUAGGAAUUGUUAGACUAUGGCAAGAUGUUUCGUGUGGCUAUUGAUGAAUGUUUCAUGGUGAAUACAUUCAAAUAAGCUACACCAGUUAAAGGCCAUUUCUGAUGUUUAAGAAAUAUGUCGAAAAUAAGAGUGAAAUGUGUGCUGCUGAUAUAUUACACAUUUCCUUUGACAAACAAGGCUUACUGUUUGAUGUAAAUCUAGAGUUCAUAGAGUGAAGACACUUGUUUACAUGCA
Ipomoea triloba (trilobed morning glory) is the source of this 1219-nucleotide messenger RNA. RefSeq names its product stem-specific protein TSJT1-like. Lineage: Eukaryota; Viridiplantae; Streptophyta; Magnoliopsida; Solanales; Convolvulaceae. The coding region runs from base 133 to 888 and encodes 251 amino acids. The record is from RefSeq and is a predicted model, not a curated record. The transcript is spliced from 4 exons.